AUGGCGAACGAAAGUACCAGCUCUAGUACUGGUAUCGAUAAUGUCAGCUCAACAGUAAAGACACUGAGAGCUACGUUGACCUCAGAAACUACCCCGCUGGCCCGCCGUUUCCGGGCUCUUUUCUCCCUCAAACAUCUCGCGUGCCUGCAUCCACCUACGGAAGACACUAUCCCAGCUAUAGAGGCCAUUGCUGCAGCCUUCCCUUCGCCGUCCGCGUUGCUAAAACAUGAGCUAGCUUACUGUCUGGGCCAGACCAAGAACCUACAUGCGGUGUCAUCCCUACGUCAUGUGUUGGAAGAUAAGAACGAGGAUAGCAUGUGCAGACAUGAGGCAGCAGAGGCUAUCGGCGCGUUGUCAGAUACAGCAAGCCUAGAUCUACUACGGAAGCUAAGAGACGAUCCAAAUGAGCCAGAUGUUGUUCGGGAAACUUGCGAGAUUGCAGUGGAUAGAAUUCUGUGGGAGAACUCGGAAGAAAGACAGGCAGAGAAGGUUAAGAAGAGCGACUUCACUUCCAUAGACCCUGCUCCUCCAACCGCGCUCACCUCAGAGGGACACUCGAUCCCAGAGCUCAAGAAAACUCUCCUCGACACAAAUAUUCCUCUCUUCCAACGGUAUCGUGCAAUGUUUGCUUUGCGUGAUCUCUCCUCCCCGCCAGACCUGUCAACAGCGCGUGAAGCAGUCGAGGCAUUGGCAGAGGGUCUCAAGGAUAAAUCAGCGUUAUUCAGACACGAAAUUGCAUUUGUGUUCGGACAGCUCUCUCAUCCUGCUAGUAUCCCAAGCUUGGUGGCCGCCCUCAGCAAUAAGGAAGAGGUUGGUAUGGUCCGUCAUGAGGCCGCAGAGGCCCUUGGAAGUCUAGGUGAUGAGGAAGGAGUAGAAGAGGUUCUAAGGAAGUUCCUGGACGACCCAGAGGUUGUUGUCAAGGACAGCGUUGUUGUCGCUCUCGAUAUGGCGGAAUAUGAGAGGAAUGGCGACCUCGAGUAUAGUUUGAUUCCAGAGCCAGCUGCCGCUGGUUGA
Nannizzia gypsea CBS 118893 is the source of this 1014-nucleotide messenger RNA. Its product is annotated as deoxyhypusine hydroxylase. NCBI's taxonomy places the organism in Eukaryota, Fungi, Ascomycota, Eurotiomycetes, Onygenales, Arthrodermataceae. The coding region runs from base 1 to 1014 and encodes 337 amino acids. The record is from RefSeq and is a predicted model, not a curated record. Gene Ontology annotation, biological process: peptidyl-hypusine biosynthetic process. Gene Ontology annotation, molecular function: deoxyhypusine monooxygenase activity. The transcript is spliced from 2 exons.